This is a messenger RNA of Aphanomyces invadans, 699 nucleotides long. RefSeq lists its product as hypothetical. The coding region runs from base 1 to 699 and encodes 232 amino acids. The record is from RefSeq and is a predicted model, not a curated record. NCBI's taxonomy places the organism in Eukaryota, Oomycota, Saprolegniomycetes, Saprolegniales, Verrucalvaceae. The transcript has 2 exons.
AUGCGCGAGUACCAGAAGUACUUGGCGCAAAUCAAUGCACUGCAAUGUGUGGGUUCUCGUCCGUUCGCGAUGCCCGUCAGUGCGUGCAUGGAUCCUUUUUCCAAGCGGCGUAUUGCUUUGUUCGACAUGAACAAGGACCACAAUGUGGUCACGGAAGAGGAAUGGGUGGCCUGGUUCCACGCGGCAUUCGAUGAAGAUCCGCAAGACUUGGACGUCCUGAAGAGGCGGCUCUCUAAUGCCAUACGUUUCGACACGAAGGUCCUCGACGCGGAGUCGCGUGUUGGCCGUAUGCUCGACGACCUGAUGCGUGUGCUCGAACAAGACCACCAAGAAUGGGUCCUUCAUCAAGAAGGAAAAAUUGUUGUCGAGAUAAUGACCAAGGCGAUCAAGCCUGAGGCGCUGAAGACCGCUGUGCAGAAGCAGCUGCAACUGCAGAGGAACAAGGGCCUCAAGAGCGACGUCUUCCGCUACGUCAAGUGGUUGCGACAAUUCUCAGCUGGUUUUCAGCUCUACGUCGGUCUCGACGAGGUGAUGGCACCUGCGCCACAAACCGGCGCCUCCAAGACGGACAGCUUGAAGAGCGGCCGUGGCAAGCCCGACGGCGCCGACAAGAACCGUGGCAAGCCUGACGCCGCCGACAAGAGCCGUGGAAGGCCUGACGGGCGCCAGGGGUCGAGAAGCCAGCCGUUACCGGCGUAA